AUUAACUGGAUGUAAAUACUUGACAGGGUGGAAAUAAAACACUGUGAAAAACAUAAUGGACAGGGAAAAGGGCCGAAAAUCUGAUCAGAAACAUCCAAACGAACCGGAAGUAACAGCGGUUUCGAGAUCUGGACGAAUCAUAAAGAAGUCUUCCAAAUUGCUUGAUUUUGAAUCGUCGGACUCACAAGAAAAAGAAAAAACGCCCAAGUCGUCGAAACAAAGUUCAAAAAGACAAUCGUCCAACCACGAGCCACUUGAUCAAUUUAAUGAAGACGAUAACAGUAUGGAAUUUUUAGAAGAUCAACAACACACCGAAAGCGGUGAAUGGACAGUAGACACCAAAGAUUGUGAUGACACUGAACCCAGCGGUACUUCUGUAUCAGUAGGAGAACACAAUCAAUUUAUGUAUGCUCUCAAAAAUUUAAACAUGAAAGAGCCAGGGUUUGUGGCAUAUGCAUUGUGGGCUAAAGAAGUGCGCAAGACUUUGAUGAAUGCUUAUCCAAACUUUAGUGCAUCACAAAUUAACCAACAGCUCAGAGACAUGUGGAAAUCUGUACCGACUGAAGAUAAAAGUCGAUGGGUACGCAAGGCCAAGAGAUUAUUAGAACGUGAAGGAUUGGAUGAUAAUAGUACAAAUGAUUCAAAAAUAACAGUUUUAAAACCAACCUCAGAAAUUAUUGAUAAUUCAAUAGAUGCUAGCAAUAAAAAUAAACCUAAAAUAGAGCCGCUAAGAUCGACRCAGCCUAUUGAUGUAGCAGCUCAUUUGGCUUUACUAGGUGAAUCAUUGGGUAUAAUUGGUCAAAGACUGAAAGAACAUCAGGGCCAGAUAGCUGUAAAUGGAAGUGUAUCGGUUCUUCUAGAUUCUCUGUUAUGUGCCUUGGGACCUCUACUUUGUCUUACUCAACAAGUUACAGAAAUUAAUGUGAACUCCCAAGAAACAAUGUCGAGGCUAAUGGACGAUAUCGCUUAUAUAAUGCCAGGAUUGUAAAAAAAAUUAAAGUGGUUGUUGGAUUUUCCUGUAUGUUCAUAAUUUUUACUAGUGAUGGGCAUAAUCGAGAUAUCUCGAUUAUUAAAAUAAUAUCGAUCAUAUAAUCGAGAUAUUUUGAAUUUURAUUAUAUAAUAAUCGAAUGAUCUUUUUUCGAUGAUAUCUCGUUUAUUUUGAAAACAAUGAUUACUAAUUAUUUUAUAAUUAUAAGUAGAUACUUAUUAAUUUAAUGUUUAUAGUUAUACACGUACAGUGGCGUGACGGACCAUAUUUGAGACACAUGCCUCAGUUUUAGAGGUGGUGGGUGUCCUCAUAGAUCAUCUGAUGUGUUAAAAAAUCAUUACUAUUUAAAUGAAUAAAUAUAUUUUAUCUUAAGACAUUUUUUUAAUGUUUUUUGUGAURGGUGGAGUGGGUGGUUGGUCUAUGGGUCUGACAAUAUAACUGUGCCUCAUAACUUAAUGAAGUUCACCACGCCACUGUACACAUAUAAUAAUGUAUAAAAUAUUACGAGUUGUAAUUAAUUGUAUUAAWCUAUUUACCGUUUUUAAUGUUU
Messenger RNA from Diuraphis noxia (Russian wheat aphid), 1539 nucleotides. RefSeq names its product HMG box-containing protein 4. Lineage: Eukaryota; Metazoa; Arthropoda; Insecta; Hemiptera; Aphididae. The record is from RefSeq and is a predicted model, not a curated record.